CUGUAGGGAGAGUUGACGACGUUCGCCGUUCGCGUUACCGCGUAACGUAGCUGAACAUAGCUGAGAAUAGGUGAGCGUAGAUUACGUUUGUAACCUACGUACUGCUACGUACGCAACGAUAGCGAUAUCGUGCCCGCCCUCGUCAUCCUUCGCCGCCUUUGCCUUUGCGCUCGAACUGCUCGAAGGUAUCGCGCCGUCGAUCGCAACACAUGGAGAAAACGAUGUCGGAGCAGACGGCUUCGCAGACUCAAACGGAAACGAUCUCCGAAGCAGACGUCACCGAUUCCGGAUCGCAGGAUGUACCUACUGUACGAUUACGUCUACGAAUGCCGAAAUCAAAUAAAAAGGUCCAAUGGACACAAGGGACCGUAGAUAAUGAAAAUUUAAAUAAAAAGAAAUCAAAAUGUUGUUGUAUUUAUGAGAAACCAAAAAUUUUUGGUGAAAGUAGUUCUGAAGAUAGUGAUGAUGAAUGCGAACAUUGUCAUGGACAUAAAGAUGCUCAUAAGAAAGUCUUACCUAAACCUGGUGAUCCUGCGCGAGAAGGAAUGUCAUCACAUCCUGAACCGAUUGCAACAGGUUCAACAUAAGUGUUUUUAUGCUUAUAUACCCCUAUUGACAAUUUUUCUCUAAAUGGAAAAUAAAUUCCUUUAUAUUUCUCGAGACAGUAUGUAAUACAGAAAAAGAUGAUAUUAGGUACACAAACUUUAAAUAUGAUUUUGCACUAGUAUAUGUACUUAUAUUACAGUGCUUUAAUCGCGCAGAAGAUUAUAAAUAUUAUUGAAAUUGUUAAUCAUUAUACAUGUCUUGCGAAUAGUAAAUUAUUCAACAUUCUUUGAAAAGUAAUUUCAUCAUUCCUUAUAUGUUUACGUCCGAUUAAUGUUAUCUACUUUACAUGUACUGUUUGUUAUUUAUUAUUUAUCUA
Trachymyrmex cornetzi is the source of this 922-nucleotide messenger RNA. Its product is annotated as protein phosphatase 1 regulatory subunit 11. Gene Ontology annotation, molecular function: protein serine/threonine phosphatase inhibitor activity; protein phosphatase 1 binding. Lineage: Eukaryota; Metazoa; Arthropoda; Insecta; Hymenoptera; Formicidae. The coding region runs from base 210 to 587 and encodes 125 amino acids. Gene Ontology annotation, cellular component: nucleus. The record is from RefSeq and is a predicted model, not a curated record. The transcript is spliced from 5 exons.